GCGCCUGCGCACGGCGCCCCGCGCCCCUCCGGUUCCGCUCUCCGUCCGCGGGCUGAAUGGGCUUCGGGCUCUGCACCGCCGGGGAGUGGCGGGCGGUUUCUCCUCUGUCUCCGCGAGCGCGGGCGACUCGCCCUCCCUCGGCCAGAAACCCUCCGCCGGGGCCGGCGCAGGAGGAGCGGCGCCUCUGAGGGCUGCGGCCACCCCGCCUGCCUCGUGUCUUUCCCUGGCGGCGGCGGCUUCUUCCGUGGGACAAUAUGUUCAAGAGAAUGGCCGAAUUUGGGCCUGACUCCGGCGGGAGAGUGAAGGGGGUUACUAUCGUUAAACCAAUAGUUUAUGGCAAUGUUGCUCGAUAUUUUGGAAAGAAAAGAGAAGAGGACGGGCAUACCCAUCAAUGGACAGUAUAUGUAAAACCAUAUAGAAAUGAAGAUAUGUCAGCAUAUGUGAAGAAAAUUCAAUUUAAGUUACAUGAAAGCUAUGGCAAUCCUUUAAGAGUUGUUACUAAGCCUCCAUAUGAAAUUACUGAAACAGGAUGGGGUGAAUUCGAAAUAAUCAUCAAAAUAUUUUUUAUUGAUCCUAAUGAGAGACCUGUGAGUAAUGUUACAGAAAUGACAGCAUUUCACAAUGAUGAAGGUAACCAUUGCACAGAUGUGAUGUCUGUUUUUAUUUCACAGGUAACCCUGUAUCAUUUAUUAAAGCUGUUCCAGUCAGAUACCAAUGCAAUGCUGGGGAAAAAGACAGUGGUUUCAGAGUUCUAUGAUGAAAUGAUAUUUCAAGACCCAACAGCAAUGAUGCAACAAUUAUUAACAACAUCUCGUCAGCUAACAUUAGGAGCCUACAAGCAUGAAACAGAAUUUGCAGAACUUGAAGUGAAAACCAGAGAAAAAUUAGAAGCUGCGAAGAAAAAAACAAGUUUUGAAAUUGCAGAGCUUAAGGAGAGAUUAAAAGCAAGUCGUGAAACUAUAAAUUGUUUAAAAAAUGAAAUCAGGAAACUCGAAGAAGAUGAUCAAACAAAAGAGAUGUAAACAGUUCUGAAGAGAACUUGGUAGGAAACUAAACUGAAAAUAAGGUGGACUUUGAAGGGGAAAUGGAUUGCAAAUGCUUCUUAGAGAGCUGCAUCGGUUCCUCAGCAAUGGGGUCAAAGUGUUUGUACUUUUCAAGCAAUAUUUAAUGUGAAACAUAUGUAUAUAAUAGAUACGAAUUCUGUAUAGGCAUUUUAACCCAUUUUAGGGUAAAUUCUAUGCUGUUAAGCACAAUUAAAAACUUUUUUUUAUUACA
Messenger RNA from Myotis myotis, 1275 nucleotides. RefSeq names its product YEATS domain containing 4 (gene YEATS4). Lineage: Eukaryota; Metazoa; Chordata; Mammalia; Chiroptera; Vespertilionidae. The transcript is spliced from 7 exons. The coding region runs from base 255 to 1022 and encodes 255 amino acids. The record is from RefSeq and is a predicted model, not a curated record. Gene Ontology annotation, biological process: regulation of DNA-templated transcription.